CUGCGCCCGCAGCUCCGGCGGGAGGUCGAUCCUCCUGAGGAAAAGAAUUGCGUUAAUUAUCUCCUUCCUUUAAUGAGGACUGGGCUGUGGUUCAGACGAACCACGCCCCAGUAGAAAUUAGAAUUCAUCCGCGGCCCACUCAGAAUCGUUCUCCGCUUACCACGCCACGGCCACCCGCACUUCAACCCCCAGCAGGCGUCGCGGCACAGCGUCUGACUUGCGCAGUAGCGUCCGUUAUAAAGUGCUAUGACAACAGGGCGAAGAUGGCUUGGAGUUAGGCUGGAGUGGGGAGAUGUCCCUUCCGCCGAGGCUGUCGGUUUUCUGCUUCAUCCCGCUCACUGUCGGCGCCUCCAUGGUUUCCUCCUUGUGAGCAACAGGACUUGCAGUUGUUCUCGUCUGUGUAGUCUUUCCGAGGGAUAGAUGCCGUUUCCUCCGUUGUCUCUGGGGGUGACAGGGAGCGCAGGGGAGCUUCUUGGGGAAAUCUCUCCAACUCGUGCUGCCUGUUGGGACUCGCUCUUUGCCUCAGACGUGGAACAGAUUCGAACAGGAGAACGAGAGGAAGUAGUGAAGAGUGAAAGAAAUGUCUUUAUUUAAAGCCCGUGAUUGGUGGUCUACUGUUCUGGGAGAGAAAGAAGAAUUUGAUCAAGGCUGUUUGUGUUUGGCUGAUGUUGAUAAUAGUGGAAAUGGACAAGAUAAAAUAAUUGUGGGUAGCUUUAUGGGAUACCUAAGAAUCUUCAGUCCCCAUCCUUUAAAAACAAGAGAUGGAGCUCAAGCUGAAGAUUUGCUUCUAGAAGUACAUCUGCAAGAUCCAAUACUUCAAGUGGAAGUAGGAAAGUUUGUAUCAGGUACAGAAAUGCUCCAUUUGGCUGUAUUGCAUUCUAGAAAACUUUCUGUCUACUUUGUCUCAGGAACCUUGGGUAAUGUGGAACAUGGGAACCAAUAUCAGAUCAAAUUGAUGUAUGAACACAAUCUUCAGAGAACAGCCUGCAAUAUGACUUAUGGAUCAUUUGGUGGUGUAAAAGGUCGAGAUUUAAUUUGUAUCCAGUCUAUGGAUGGGAUGCUGAUGGUGUUUGAACAAGAAAGCUAUGCUUUUGGGAGAUUUCUCCCUGGUUCUCUUCUGCCUGGCCCUCUUGCUUAUAGUUCCCGUACGGAUUCCUUCAUUACUAUCUCUUCCUGCCGAUUAGUGGAAAGUUAUAAGUACCAAGUACUUGCUUUUGCAACGGAUGCAGAUAAAAGGCAGGAGAUUGAACAGCAAAAACUUGGUUCUGGAAAAAGACUAGUUGUGGAUUGGACUCUAAAUAUUGGAGAGCAAGCCCUUGAUAUAUGUAUAGUCUCUUUCAAUCAGUCAGCAUCUUCUGUUUUUGUUCUUGGAGAGAGGAAUUUUUUUUGCCUUAAGGAUAAUGGACAAAUUCGAUUCAUGAAGAAGCUUGACUGUAGCCCGAGUUGUUUUCUCCCAUAUUGCUCAGUUUCUGAAGGAACAAUAAAUACUUUGAUUGGAAACCACAAUAACAUGUUGCAUGUUUAUCAGGAUGUGACACUUAAGUGGGCUACUCAACUUUCCCACAUUCCUGUAGCAGUAAAAGUUGGCUGUUUGAACGAUUUAAAGGGAGUUAUAGUCACUCUGAGUGAUGAUGGUCAUCUGCAGUGUUCAUAUCUAGGGACAGACCCUUCUCUGUUCCAAGCUCCAAAAGUUGAAUCUAGAGAACUAAACUAUGAUGAACUUGAUAUAGAAUUGAAAGAACUUCAGAAAAUCAUCAAAGAUGUUAACAAAUCACAAGGUGUUUGGCCCAUGACUGAGAGAGAAGAUGACUUGAAAGUUUCUGCUGUGGUUUCUCCUAACUUUGAUGCAGUGUCUCAAGCCACUGAUGCUGAAGUUGGAACUGACAUUGUCCCUUCCAUCACAGUGAAGAUCACACUGCAGAAUCAAGUGGUAUUACAGAAAGCCAAACUAUCAGUCUAUGUGCAACCACCAUUAGUAUUGACUUGUGAUCAGUUCAAUCUUGAAUUUAUGACACCAGAGAUGACUAGAACAGUGGUUUUUUCUGUUUAUCUGAAAAGAAGUUAUACACCAUCUGAACUGGAAGGAAAUGCUGUUGUUUCUUAUACCAGACCAACAGAUCGAAAUCCUGAUGGCAUUCCUAGAGUUAUCCAAUGUAAAUUUAGACUUCCCCUGAAAUUAAUCUGCCUACCAGGUCAGCCUUCAAAAACUGCAAGCCACAAACUAACUAUUGAUACCAACAAAUCUCCAGUCAGUCUUCUCAGUCUCUUCCCAGGUUUUGCCAAUCAGUCAGAUGAUGAUCAGGUGAAUGUAAUGGGUUUUCGCUUCUUGGGAGGUUCCCGAAUUACUGUUCUUGCUUCCAAAACUUCUCAACGAUACCGCAUUCAGAGUGAACAGUUUGAAGAUCUUUGGCUUAUAACAAAUGAACUUACUCUUCGCCUUCAAGAAUAUUUUGAAAAGCAGGGAAUCAAAGAUUUUGCCUGUUCUUUUUCUGGCUCUAUGCCUCUCCAAGAAUAUUUUGAGUUGAUUGAUCAUCAUUUUGAGUUGCGGAUAAAUGGUGAAAGAUUAGAAGAACUCUUAUCUGAAAUAGCCAUACAAUUUCGGGCCAUUCAACGUCGGCUUUUAACAAGGUUCAAAGAUAAAACACCUGCUCCUCUCCAACACCUGGACACUUUGCUAGAUGGAACUUACAAGCAGGUAAUCGCUGUAGCAGACGCGCUAGAGGAAAACCAGGACAAUCUGUUCCAGUCAUUUACCAGACUGAAAAGUGCCACCCAUUUGGUGAUUCUGCUGAUCAGGCUGUGGCAGAAGCUCAGCGCUGACCAGAUUGCUAUUCUGGAGGCAGCAUUUCUGCCGCUGCAGGAAGAUACUCAAGAAUUGGGAUGGGAAGAAACGGUGGAUGCUGCCAUUUCCCACCUGUUGAAGACUUGCCUGUCAAAGAGUUCAAAGGAGCAGGCUUUGAACCUCAACAGCCAGCUGAACAUACCCAAAGACACAAGCCGACUAAAAAAACAUAUCACCUUGCUGUGUGACAGAUUAGCCAAAGGAGGCCGUCUCUGCUUAAGUACUGACGCGGCAGCCCCGCAGACCAUGGUCAUGCCAGGUGGCUGUGCUACAAUCCCAGAAUCGGAUCUAGAGGAACGAUCAACAGAACAAGACUCCCCAGAACUGUUUACCAACCACAAGCACCUCAUUGCAGAGACACCUACUCCUGAAGUUUUACCCCUCCAAGGAGUGUUGGAAUAAUCCAGGUGGAGUUGUUUGGUUGAGAGGAAAAUGCCCUUCCCAAGGCUACACCUGUGUGGACCUCAGGUGAAGCAGAUGGAGGGCUGACCCAGGUGCUUCAUAAAGCUGACCUUCCCAGAGAUGGCAUUACACAGAGAUGGAAAUCGAACUUUUAUUUUGCUAGAAAUACCAUGAGCAAGUCAGUUGAAACUUGUCUUGCCAGGAGACAGGAGAUGAGGUUGCUGGCUUUCGUCAUCUGCAUGCUUCUAGUCACAGGAUAUAGCAAGAUGGUAUAGUUUUGGGACAGACUUUAUAAUGCAGAGAUCCAGAGAUCCAAAAUAAUUUGAUACCCCAUUUUUUUCACAGACUUCUUAUAUAGUAAAUGUAUCAAGUUUAAUAAAGCAUCUCAUUGUCAAAAUAUAUCUUGAAUUCGAUUUGUAAUCAGAGGGAUAGUGAUUGCUCUACUUUAUUUCUUCAAAGGAAAGGAAUUGGAAAUGUUGCCACUCCAUGGUAAGACUUGAAUGUGAUAUUUUCGAAAUAAAAGAACUGCUACAAAACUUACAUAUGAUUUGCUCUAUUAGUCUAAAAGUGGAAGAAGGUAAGUGGUUGUAUGAAACUGUUAAAAUAGUUUCAAGGAAGUUAGUACAUUAACAUCCUCUUUUCAAUGAGUAACACCUUUUUUAAAAAUCCAGGUUGAAAAGGAUUCAUAUUUUAUUACAAUUAAAACUUAAGGUUUUUAUAUUUAAGAAAUAAAAGAGGUUUUUCCAAUUUCAAGUUAGAAUUACAGUUAUAAGGCUGAUUUAACAAAAAUAUGUCUAUGCCGAUUU
Nycticebus coucang (slow loris) is the source of this 4050-nucleotide messenger RNA. It is a transcript of the gene BBS9, whose product is annotated as Bardet-Biedl syndrome 9. The record is from RefSeq and is a predicted model, not a curated record. Gene Ontology annotation, biological process: cilium assembly. The transcript is spliced from 23 exons. Gene Ontology annotation, cellular component: membrane; BBSome. The coding region runs from base 581 to 3244 and encodes 887 amino acids. Lineage: Eukaryota; Metazoa; Chordata; Mammalia; Primates; Lorisidae.